Messenger RNA from Miscanthus lutarioriparius, 1458 nucleotides. Lineage: Eukaryota; Viridiplantae; Streptophyta; Magnoliopsida; Poales; Poaceae. The record is from the annotation of a GenBank genome assembly.
AUGGCGACCUCCACUCCCACGCCUGCCUCCCACUCCCACGCCUCCCUCCUUCCUCCUCCCAUGACCCCUUCCUCUCCUUCUGUCUCUAGCUUCGACAUUGCCAGCCACCCCUGUCCACGCCGCCGUGACAAGUGCCACAGACUCGCGACACGAUGGCUCCCUCCUCGCCUUCCCCUCCGAACGCCACCGCCCCCGGCCCUGCUCCUCCUGCUGCUCACUUGCGCCGCCGCCAGCAUUGCCACCCUCGCGGCCGCGCAGCCGCAGCCGCUGGCGUCGUCGCAGGCCAAGGCUCUCCUCCGUGUGCGCCGCCUGCUGUUCUACCCGCCGGCGCUGGAGCCGCUGCGGGGGGCGCCGGACCCCUGCGCGCUGCCGCCCACUUCAUCCCUCGCCGUGGCCUGCGAGGGCGGCCAGGUCACGUCGCUCUCGGUCCGGGGCGACCGCGACCGCGACCCGGACGCGGCGUGGCGCGCCGCGCUCCCCGCCAGCUUCUCCUCCGAGGCGCUCUUCACCACGCUCACCCGGCUCCCGGCGCUGGCCCGCCUCUCGCUCGUCAGCGUCGGCGCCUGGGGCGCGCUCCCGGGCGCCAAGCUCCGCCGGCUCCAGGCGCUGCAGCAGCUCAACCUCAGCUACAACUACUUCUACGGCGGCGUCCCCGACGACCUCGCGCGGCUCUACUCGCUGCAGAGCCUCGUGCUGUCGUGGAACUGGCUCAACGGCUCCGUGCCGUCCCUCGCCGGGCUCCAGUUCCUCGAGGAGCUCGACGUGUCGCACAACCGGCUCGGACCGGCGUUCCCGGACGUCGGGAACGGUCGUGCGGUUGGUCCUGGACGACAACAACUUCACCGGGAGCAUCCCGGCGAGGGUGGUGAGCUCGCUGGGCCAGCUCCAGGUUGGAUCCCUUCCUCCAUCUUCGCGCUCCCGGCGCUGCGGUACAUCAACCUCUCCCGCAACCGGCUGGCGGGCCAGCUUCCCGCGACCACGGCUUGCGCGGACGCGCUGGCGUUCGUCGACGUCUCGGCGAACCUGCUCACUGGGGCACGCCCGCCGUGCAUGCGGGGCAACUCCUCCGCGCGUACGGUCCUCGUCGCGGGCAACUGCUUCGCCGACGCCAAGCAGCAGCGGGCCAGCUCGUACUGCAACCCCGGCGCGCUGGCCGCCGUGCUGCCGCCGCCGCAGGGGAACGGAGGAGGAGGAGGGGAGGGGAGGGGGAAGGGCCACGAGAUCGGGAUGGUUCUCGCGAUUGCCGGCAGCGUCGUUGGUGCCGCAUUGCUGAUUGCGCUCGCCAUGGUGGUGGUGCUGAGGAGGGCGAGGAGGCAGCGUCCGGAGGCGACCAUCCUGCCCAAGUCGCCCGCGGCGACACCGACCAAGAAGGCGGAUGGAUGGAAGGCUCCGGCUAAGGCAACCCAGAUGAUUAUUACUCCUGCUGAUAAGAGUAAGAUGAGAAAUUCAUUUGCAUAA